Messenger RNA from Aspergillus ochraceoroseus IBT 24754, 1467 nucleotides. RefSeq lists its product as uncharacterized. NCBI's taxonomy places the organism in Eukaryota, Fungi, Ascomycota, Eurotiomycetes, Eurotiales, Aspergillaceae. Gene Ontology annotation, biological process: maturation of LSU-rRNA from tricistronic rRNA transcript (SSU-rRNA, 5.8S rRNA, LSU-rRNA). The coding region runs from base 40 to 1467 and encodes 475 amino acids. Gene Ontology annotation, molecular function: RNA binding. Gene Ontology annotation, cellular component: nucleolus. The transcript has 3 exons. The record is from RefSeq and is a predicted model, not a curated record.
GCUCAGUUGAUAAAUUCGUCCAUUGCGACUGUUGUGAAAAUGGCUCCGGAUAAAAAGGACAAGAAGCGUAAGGCGGCCACUGCCACCGCUGCCGACUCGCCGGCGAAGAAGACCAAGAAGGUCGAAGCCAAAGCCACGGAGCAACCUGCCCAAGAUUCCCCGAAAUCUAUUCUGAAAAAGAACAAGUCCAAUGGCGCAGCCGCUGAGGCGAAGAAGUCUGCCGUGAAGCCCAAGGCUAAUGGGGACGCUCCCCGACCGAUCAAGCCUCGCAAGCGCGCAGCUGAUUUUCUUAGUGAUGAGGAGGAGGAGGAGGAUAGUGAGGCUGAGGUUGAAGUCGCUCCCGUGAAGAAGGUUGCAGAGAAGAACAGCAAGAGCAAGCCUACCAACAAGAAGUCUAAGAAGGAAGAUGGCACCGCUGCUCCGGCCCCCAAGGACAAGCCCGCAAAGUCCAAGAAGAAGGACCUGGCGGAGAAACUUGAGAUUAUUGCUAGCGACUCUGAAGACGAAGAGGUUCCUAUUCCGAGUGAUAGCGAAGGUGAAGAUGACGAGGAAGAUGACCAGACUGCUGCCCUGAUCCGAGGCUUCGAGAGCAGUGGCGACGAGGACGAGUCCGCGGACGAGGGUCUGGACCCCGAUGCUCCGGUUCCCAAGAUCCCCGACUCCAAGAAAGCCAAGCGCAAGAUCCUCAAGUUGCAGAAGCAGCAAAAGACCGAGACCAAUGAGCAACCUGGAACUGUUUAUGUUGGCCGUAUCCCCCACGGUUUCUAUGAACACCAGAUGCGCGCAUACUUCUCACAAUUUGGCGAGAUUACCCGCCUGCGUCUGUCUCGCAAUCGUCUUACUGGCCGCUCCAAGCACUACGCUUUCAUCGAAUUUGUCUCUACUUCCGUCGCCAAGAUCGUCGCCGCAACCAUGGACAACUACCUGAUGUACGGCCACAUCCUGAAGUGCAAGUACGUGCCUGUGGAGCAACUGCACCCGGAUCUCUGGAAGGGCGCCAACCGGCGCUUCAAGCGAACCCCCUGGAAUACGAUUGAGCGGAAGCGUCUGAACAAGGGUAAGACGCGCGAGCAAUGGUCCAAGAAUAUCGGCCAGGAACAGAGAAGACGAUUGGCCAAGGCUGAGAAGCUCAAGGAGCUAGGCUACGAGUUUGAGCUUCCUCAGCUCAAGAGCGUCAAGGAUGUCCCCGUUCAGGAGAAGAAGGCUAUUGAGGAGGGCGAGCAGGUUAAGGCCAUUGAGGAGGGUGAGCAGGUUAAGGCCAUCGAGGCGCCUGUGUCCGAGCCAGAGAAGAAAGCUGAUGAUACCCCGAAGAAAUCGAAGAAGGAAAAGAAGGCAGCGCAGUCCACUCCUGCAAAGGAUGAGGCACCUAAGAGCGUGAAGCCUUCCCCCAAGGCCGUUAAGGCAGUUGCUCCUUCCCCAGCUACCAAGGCUAAGAAGACCAAGUCGAAGGGCAAGACUAAGGCGUAA